Pelobates cultripes (western spadefoot toad) is the source of this 2490-nucleotide messenger RNA. Lineage: Eukaryota; Metazoa; Chordata; Amphibia; Anura; Pelobatidae. The record is from the annotation of a GenBank genome assembly.
AUGGGUCCCAAAAAACUGUCAGGUGCUCAGAAUCGAAAACGAAGGGCCCUUAUGGAUUUGGAGGACCAGAAGAGUGCUGGAGUAAUCAAAAAAUAUUUUGGAACACCAACACCUAGUGGUUUACAAACCACAGAAGAAAAAGAUGAAGAAAGCUGCAGUAGCCAAAGUGAUGUGCAUCUUAAGCUCAGUGAGCCUUCAACAUCGAAAACAUCUUUGGAAGAGGAUUCUAAUACACCUUCUGGCUCGGUGGCUUUUGAUGAAACAAUAAGCACAUGUGAAAACUCAAGCUUCACAGAUCCUGCUUUGUGGCCAAAAUUGAUUUCUAAGAAUAUUGAUGGUAUUUUAGAUGUUGGUCCUGUACAGGUACAAGAUGUUGAUUUUAAAAAAGAUGCUUAUAAUCGGCACUUUUCUUCAGCUUUCUACAAAAGAAAAUUAGACAGUGGUGAAGAACAAACACGGCGAUGGUUGGUAUACUCCUCAUCUACCAAUAAAGUAUUCUGUUUCUCUUGUAAAUUAUUUGAUAAGAAUCCUAAAACAUCGCUUGCCCUUGGAGGAUCAGAUGACUGGACACAUAUGUCAAAUAUUUUGAAAUCGCAUGAAACCUCCAGUGGUCAUUUUACAGCCCAGCAGAUGUGGACUGAAACACAACUGAGACGGAAAUCAAAACACGCGAUUGACCAAAACUAUCAAAAUCUCAUGAGCCGGGAAAGGCAACACUGGAGAUCUGUGAUGGAGAGGUUGUUAAAUAUUGUCCAGUUUUUAGCAGAGCGUAAUCUGGCCUUCAGAGGCUCUUCAGAUCGACUUUUUACAACCAAUAAUGGAAAUUUUUUAGGUCUCGUGGAACUAUUAGGAAAAUACGACAGUGUGAUGGCAGAACACUUACGCAGGGUGGUAUCAAAAGAAACUGCAGACCACUACUGCGGAAAAACAAUUCAAAAUGAAAUAAUAAAUCUUAUGGCAAAACAGGUAAUUGAGGACAUUUUACAGCGCUGCAGAAAUGCAAAAUAUUUCUCAAUUAUCCUUGAUUGCACUCCAGAUAUUAGCCAUAAGGAGCAGAUGUCUUUUACAAUUCGAUUUUUGGAAGACAUUUCUGGAAAUUUUCAAGUAAAGGAACAUUUCCUUGGUUUCAAUAAAGUAGAGGAUACAACUGGAAAAGGAUUAAGUGAUUUCCUCCUUGAAUUUCUUUCAGGAAAAAAUUUGGACAUUGAUAAUUGUCGUGGACAAGGUUAUGACAAUGGAGCCAAUAUGGCAGGAAAAAACAACGGAGUUCAGUCCAAAAUUUUAAACAUAAACCCAAGAGCAGUAUUUGUACCGUGUGGCUGUCAUUGUCUUAAUCUUGUCAUUGGAGAUGCAGUACGCUCCUGCAAGGAAUCGAUGCUACUAUUUGGGAUCAUUCAGCGCCUUUAUGUUCUAUUCUCAGGAUCCGUAAAGAGAUGGAAAAUUUUGUCUGACCACGUUUCUGGCCUCACUUUAAAGCCUUUGUGCACCACGCGGUGGGAAUGCCGUAUAAAUUGUCUAAAACCGCUAAGACAUAAUCUCGGUGAAAUACAAGAAGCACUAAUUGUUUUGUCUGAUGAAACCCACACUGAACCGAACAUUUGUCAUGAGGCUAACACACUAUCUCAGCAGAUUGUGGAGUUCAAAUUUAUUGUGUCAUUGUGUGUUUGGUAUGAGAUAUUGUACCAAGUUAAUAUUGUGAGCAAAGCUAUGCAGAAUGAAGCUGCUGAUAUCAUUUUAGUCUCAAACCUUAUCCAGAAAUGUCACAAUUUUUUAAUACAUUUCAGAGAGUCUGGAUUUGAAAGCUCCUUCCAGCUUGCAAAGGAACUAGCAGAAAAAGUGAAUGUGGAGUCUCUUUUUAAAAAGCCUUCUCGUAUCCACAGAAAAAAAGCCUUGUUUGAUUACGAAAGCCAAGAUGAACCUUUAACCGAUCCCACGAAGAAAUUUAAGAUUGAUUUUUUUUAUGUUUUGGUUGAUACUGCUGCUAAAUCUUUGGAGGAGCGUUUUACUCAAAUGGAACAACACAACAAAGUAUGGAGAUUUCUAUACAACAUGAGACAUCUUCCAGCAAGAGAAAACUUAAGAGAUUGUUGCCUGCAGUUACAGAAGGCAUUAGAGAAGAGCAGCCAAUCGGACAUUAAUGGUCUAGAUCUUUCAGAGGAGCUUUGGCAUAUUCAAAACCUACUACCUCAAGAUGCCACAGCACCCCGCCAUAUACUCAGUUUCAUAGUGAGAAAUGGCCUGACUGACACAUUUCCAAACAUUUGGAUAGCGUUUCGGAUUCUAUUAACAAUUCCUGUUUCUGUGGCAUCAGGAGAACGCAGCUUUUCCAAGUUAAAACUCAUUAAAACAUAUCUGAGAUCAUCAUUGACUGAUGACAGACUAACCUCUUUAUCAGUAUUAUCAAUUGAAAGCGAUGUUUUGAAGACGUUGGACAUGAACAGCGUGAUUGAUGAGUUUGCAAAGGCAAAAGCACGUAAAGUUGUAUUUUGA